CCUCUUCGUUUGUCAGCGGACUUCGCAAUGGCUCGUUACGAGACACUCAUUUUGAUCGCAACUAUCGGCGUCGUGGCGCUCGCUCUACCCGCACAGAGGGAAAAUGGGGUAAAGCCAGCACAUGGGCAACCUGCUUGGCCACCAUAUGGACCACCAGCUUCUCCACCAUAUAAACCACCUGCUUUGCCACCAUAUGGACCACCAGCUUCUCCACCAUAUAAACCACCUGCUUUGCCACCAUAUGGACCACCAGCUUCUCCACCAUAUCAACCACCUGCUUUGCCACCAUAUGGACCCCCAGCUUCUCCACCAUAUAAACCACCUUCUUUGCCACCAUAUGGACCACCUGCAUUGCCACCACAUGGACCCCCAGCUUCUCCACCAUAUAAACCACCUUCUUUGCCGCCAUAUGGACCACCUGCUUUGCCACCAUACGGACCACCAGCUUCUCCACCAUAUAAACCACCUGCGUUGCCACCAUAUGGACCACCUGCAUUGCCACCACAUGGACCACCUGCAUUGCCGCCAUAUGGACCACCUGCUUUGCCACCAUAUGGACCACCAGUGUUGCCACCAUACGGACCACCAGCUUCUCCACCAUAUCAACCACCUGCUUUGCCACCAUAUGGACCCCCAGCUUCUCCACCAUAUAGACCACCUUCUUUGCCACCAUAUGGACCACCUGCAUUGCCACCACAUGGACCACCAGCAUUGCCGCCAUAUGGACCACCUGCUUUGCCACCAUAUGGACCACCAGUGUUGCCACCAUAUGGACCACCAGCUUCUCCACCAUAUGGACCACCUGCAUUGCCGCCAUAUGGACCACCUGCUUUGCCACCAUAUAAACCCCCUGCUUCGCCACCAUAUGGACCACCAGCUUCUCCACCAUAUGGACCACCAUUUUUCCCGCCACCAUUUGGACCACCUAUUUUCCCACCAUUUGUGCCACCGUUUAUACCACCCUUUUGGCCACCAUUCCCUCCAAUACCUCCUCGUCCGCCCACUGAGAAACCUUCAGAGAAACCCAGCGAGGAACCCACCGAGGAACCCUGCGAAGAAACCAGUGAGGAACCCUCCGAGAAACCCAGCGAGGAACCCACCGAGGAACCCUGCGAACCCAGCGAGGAACCCAGCGAAAAGCCCAGCGAGAGACCUAGCGAGAAACCAACUGAAAAACCCAGCGAGGAACCCACCGAGGAAUCCUGCGAACCCAGCGAGGAACCCAGCGAAAAGCCCAGCGAGAGACCUAGCGAGAAACCAACUGAAAAACCCAGCGAGGAACCCACCGAGGAAUCCUGCGAACCCAGCGAGGAACCCAGCGAAAAGCCCAGCGAGAGACCUAGCGAGAAACCAACUGAAAAACCCAGCGAGGAACCCACCGAGGAAUCCUGCGAACCCAGCGAGGAACCCAGCGAAAAGCCCAGCGAGAGACCUAGCGAGAAACCAACUGAAAAACCCAGCGAGGAACCCACCGAGGAAUCCUGCGAACCCAGCGAGGAACCCAGCGAAAAGCCCAGCGAGAGACCUAGCGAGAAACCAACUGAAAAACCCAGCGAGGAACCCACCNCACUAACUGACGUCCCUCCGGAAGUCCAACAGACUGGAGAACAUAUGCUGCAACCCUUGGGGGUCUGUUGUUUUUGUCGUUCGCUGUACGUCAACUUUAAAACCGUCUGUUACAUUUUAAGAAUGGAAAUAUAUGUUGCAUACUAGA
This is a messenger RNA of Cryptotermes secundus, 1714 nucleotides long. RefSeq names its product proline-rich protein 2-like. The record is from RefSeq and is a predicted model, not a curated record. The coding region runs from base 28 to 1713 and encodes 561 amino acids. NCBI's taxonomy places the organism in Eukaryota, Metazoa, Arthropoda, Insecta, Blattodea, Kalotermitidae. The transcript is spliced from 3 exons.